CCCGCCUGCAUGCAUAGAGGCGCCGCUCCCACAGCACUGCAAAUAAACGUGCUGACAAGCUGGGUUCUUCUAAAUCGAACGAUUCUAAUCUUGGAAAGUUUGUUCCGACAAGAAAUACAACACUGUCCUCCUUUACCUACAUCGAAAAACCCCACAGCCCGGCAGAAGCCAUGCCCUGUGUUCAGGCUCAGUAUGGGUCAUCGCCUCAAGGAGCCAGCCCAGCUUCCCAGAGCUACACUUACCACUCUUCAGGAGAAUACAGCUCCGAUUUCUUAACUCCAGAGUUUGUCAAGUUUAGCAUGGACCUCACCAACACUGAAAUCACUGCCACCACUUCUCUCCCCAGCUUUAGUACCUUUAUGGACAACUACAACACAAGUUACGACGUCAAGCCUCCUUGCUUGUACCAAAUGCCCCUCUCCGGCCAGCAGUCUUCUGUAAAAGUGGAAGAUAUACAGAUGCACGGCUACCAACAGCACGGCCACCUACCGCCCCAAAGCGAGGAGAUGAUGUCCCAUUCAGGCUCAGUCUACUACAAACCUUCAUCGCCCCCCACUUCCAGUACCCCCGGUUUCCCUGUCCAACACAGCCCAAUGUGGGAUAACCAUGGCUCUCUGCACAGUUUCAAUCAAAACUAUGUGGCCACCAGAGGAGGUCAUGUCCCCAGGCUUUCCUUGUUCUCUUUUAAACAGUCUCCACCUGGAACGCCUGUGUCUAGUUGCCAGAUGCGGUUUGAUGGCCACCAUGUGUCUAUGAACCCCGAAACCUCAGGAGCCCACCAUGUAAUAGACGGACAGACAUUUGCAGUCCCCAAUCCCAUCAGAAAACAGGCAUCUAUGGGCUUCCCUGGGCUACAGCUUGGUCAUGCGUCGCAACUAAUAGACAGCCAGGUACCUUCACCGCCUUCUAGAGGGUCUCCAUCAAACGAGGGUCUCUGUGCUGUUUGUGGGGACAACGCUGCUUGCCAACACUAUGGAGUUCGUACAUGUGAAGGAUGUAAAGGGUUCUUCAAGCGCACAGUGCAGAAAAAUGCCAAAUAUGUUUGUUUAGCGAAUAAGAACUGUCCGGUGGACAAAAGGCGUAGGAAUAGAUGUCAGUACUGCCGGUUCCAGAAGUGUCUGGUUGUCGGUAUGGUCAAAGAAGUGGUCCGCACAGACAGUUUAAAAGGUCGGAGGGGUCGCUUGCCAUCUAAGCCCAAGAGUCCCCAGGAACCAUCGCCCCCCAGUCCCCCAGUGAGUCUGAUCAGUGCACUAGUGAGAGCCCACGUCGACUCCAAUCCGGCAGUGAGCAGUCUGGACUAUUCUAGGUUUCAGGCUAACCCAGAGUAUCAGAUGAAUGGAGACGAUACACAACACAUCCAACAGUUUUAUGAUCUGCUGACCGGUUCCAUGGAGAUCAUUAGAGGUUGGGCAGAGAAGAUCCCAGGAUUCUCUGAGCUGCACAAACAGGACCAAGACCUGCUCUUUGAGUCUGCUUUCCUGGAACUUUUUGUCUUGCGACUGGCAUACAGGUCUAACCCAGCAGAGGGUAAACUCAUCUUCUGCAAUGGGGUUGUACUCAACAGACUGCAGUGUGUUCGUGGUUUUGGAGAAUGGAUAGAUUCCAUCGUGGACUUUUCUUCCAACUUGCACAGCAUGAACAUAGAUAUAUCAGCGUUCUCCUGUAUUGCAGCCCUGGCCGUGAUUACAGAGAGACACGGAUUGAAAGAACCAAAAAGAGUAGAAGAACUCCAGAAUAAAAUUGUAAACUGCCUCAAAGACCAUGUGACUUUUAAUAAUGGGGGGUUAAAUCGGCCCAAUUACCUUUCCAAACUCUUAGGGAAACUGCCUGAACUUCGCACUUUGUGCACCCAAGGACUGCAACGCAUAUUCUACCUGAAGCUGGAAGACUUGGUACCUCCACCUGCCAUCAUUGACAAAUUGUUUCUGGACACAUUACCGUUUUAAAGACUGGUUUGAUUAAACUCUAAAGAGAACAUUACCUGGCUGUAGGACAUGGUAACAGCUUCAGCUUGUGUGCCAAAAAAUAUGCCAGCGGACUACCCUGGCACCUCUGCCAAUUGCUGAGGGAUUCGGGGCACAGCAGCGGCUGGCAUGGAUUCACCAAUAGGAACAAGACACUUCUUCCCAACUUAUUUUUGUUUCUUUGUUUUUUGUUUGGUUAUUACUUAUCGGCUGCCAUCAAUCGUUUCUUUUUUCUCUAAAUCGACGACUGCUGAAUAACUACUAGCGCAAAGAAAAGAAUUCAUUGAGACAAAGUAUUAAGGUGCCCACCCAUACCACCCCCCCAUUUCUGAAGGAGGGAGAGGGGAGUUGGGGGGGGGGCGACUGACAGUUUUCUGUUGUAAAAGAAAGCUUGUAAUAAAUUUGUUUAACUCUAUGUUAAGUGGAUGGCAUGACAGAAGGCAAAGGCUUGUAUAUGUAUAAGAUACACAGUUUUAGCUAUUUUUAAUGAUAUUGUGCCUAUUUAUGAAUAAAUAUUAAACCGAUUCUAAAAGCUGUGUUUGCAAAACCAGAUACAAAGAAAUAAAAUUAAAUAAAAGAAAAAAAAAACCUAAAAAAAGAAGAAAAAAAAAAAAGAAAAAACAGUUAUCUGACUGAAAGGGGAGCAUGUUUAUACCUACUAGGUCGGGGAAAGAAAUGCUAUAGGCAAUUGCUAUUUCAGUAAUGUCUAUAUUAUAUAAAUAGUAUUCAGACACUAUGUAGUCUGUUAGAUUUUAUAAAGAAUUGGUAGUUAGGCGAGGUUCCCAUUUUUCUCAGCUGUAAUAUACCCAGAACAGAGGGAUUACAUAGUGUUUGUAACACCGUCCAACAUUCCUUGUUUGUAAGUGUUGUAUGUACUGUUGAUGUUGGGAAAAAAAUGACAAAAAACUUUAUAUCUUGAAUUAUUUUCUUGUCCAAGGCGAAACUUGCAUGCAGACUUGCUUCAAACGGUUUCCAGAGUGCACACAUGCAACAACUGCCUGGAAAUGACUGAGCACUUUGACAUUUUUUUAAUGUCUUAAAUAUGUCAGUUAAUAUAUUAUUUCAUGUUUCAGUAAAAUUUGUUAUAUUGCC
Molecule: messenger RNA, 3056 nt
Organism: Xenopus tropicalis (tropical clawed frog)
Lineage: Eukaryota; Metazoa; Chordata; Amphibia; Anura; Pipidae
Gene: nr4a2
Product: nuclear receptor subfamily 4 group A member 2
Biological process (GO): regulation of DNA-templated transcription; DNA-templated transcription; regulation of transcription by RNA polymerase II
Cellular component (GO): nucleus; cytoplasm
Molecular function (GO): nuclear receptor activity; zinc ion binding; DNA binding
Source: RefSeq, marked provisional